AACCUGAAAGAAAUAUAGAAAAGAGAGUGAAAACUUUAGCUGGUGUUUCAGAUUUAUAUUUUUGGCAAUGGCCAAUUAGUGGAGAGUAUAGUAGCUUCAUAUGUGGUCAUGCAUUACCUAAUGUAGAAGAUUGGGUAAACUUUUCACUGGCACAAAUAAAUGGUUUGGUUAAACAAAAAAUUAACAAGCCAGAAAAAAAUGUUGAAAGAUUUGAAAGAUCCAAAUCUAACAAUGACACUGACAAUGAUAAUUUAAUUAUGUGCAGUGUUGAAAAUGAAUUUCCACUUAAAUCAGGUCAAAGGUUUAUACCAGGGGAUAUGCAUAAAGAACUUAUUGAAGAAUCUGUUUAUAAUGCCCAAUUUUCUCAUGAUGAAAUUCCUAAGGUAGAAACUAUACAUAAUUGGGUUUCUAGAUACUCAGCAGAAAUGAAAAAAGAUGUAGCUGAUAAAAU
Messenger RNA from Entrophospora candida, 451 nucleotides. Lineage: Eukaryota; Fungi; Glomeromycota; Glomeromycetes; Entrophosporales; Entrophosporaceae. The record is from the annotation of a GenBank genome assembly.